Messenger RNA from Aphidius gifuensis, 1802 nucleotides. Its product is annotated as DNA primase large subunit-like. Gene Ontology annotation, biological process: DNA replication, synthesis of primer. Lineage: Eukaryota; Metazoa; Arthropoda; Insecta; Hymenoptera; Braconidae. Gene Ontology annotation, cellular component: alpha DNA polymerase:primase complex. Bases 183 to 1760 code for a protein of 525 amino acids. The transcript is spliced from 7 exons. The record is from RefSeq and is a predicted model, not a curated record.
UGUUUUGUUGACAAACUAAAUAAAUUCACAACAACAACUGGAUUUAUUAAUAAAAAAUUUAGCAUUUUCUAUAGUUCAAUUGUUCAAUCAAAUUAAUUAUAAUCUUCAAAACAAUACAAUUUUGUUGAUGUGAAAUAAAAAUAACUGGUAUUAAUUGUUAUUAUAUAAAGUUCAAUACAAAAAUGUUUUCACAUAAGAAAACAGUAAAAAUGUCAGUGGAGGAGAGAUGCAAUAAAUUAAAAAAAGAUUUUCCUCAUGACAUCCAGAUGUACAUCCAGGUACCAACAGACGUAUUGGAUCUCCAAGAGUUCAAACAAUUAGCCAUGGAGAGACGAGAAAUUUUAAAAAUGAUUGAAUUGCUGAUGAAUAGAUCUGACUUGAAGACUCUGGAAGAAAGAAAAACUGCAUUGUUAAGCUCAAUGAGAAAAGAUUCAUACAAUCAUGCUGCUAAAUUAUUACAAGGUCUUGGCUGUGUUGCAAAUACUGAAUUUGAACUUGAAGCAAGACGUCGUGAUGCAUUGUCACAUUUUGCAAUAAGACUUGCAUACUCACAAAAUCCAGAGCUUAGAAAAUGGAUGACAACGAUGGAAGUUGAAUACAUGAAAAUGAGAUUUCUAACAUUGACAAAAGAAGGCACAACUGAAUUAUUUAAAAUAAAUGGAUUUAAUUAUGAAAUGGUUACUGAAGAAGAAAAGGAUCAACAUCGUGAUGUACUUUAUAAAUCAACAGCUAAAAUACAAAACAUUGAUGGGAUUGAUUUUUAUAAAGUGUCAUUUAAAAAAGUAACUGAUCUUGUUAAAUCAAGAAAAGUAUUUAUUAAAAAAGGAAUGGCAUGGAUACCACAAACUGAAUUGUCAUAUUUAUUCAUCAAUCAUUUCAAGGAACAUUUAACAGAUUCAUUUGAAAGUGCAUUGCAAGAUUUUUAUGCUCUUCAAACAGAUGAAAGAAUAUAUGGAUUUAUCAAAAAAUUGCCAAUUGUAUUUUCCAAAGAUAAUGUAUCAUGGGACAAUGCUGAAGAUGUACCAAUUGAAGCACUUGAUGAGUUGUCAAAAACAUCAUAUCCACUUUGUAUGAGAACUCUUCAUGAAGCCUUAAAAACUGAUCAUCAUUUAAAAAAUCAUGGACGUGUACAGUAUAUACUAUUUCUCAAAGGAAUUGGUGUUAAACUUGAAAGUUCAAUUCAAUUUUGGCAAAAUGAAUUUACAAAAUUAAUGGAUCUAAAUAAAUUUGAAAAGGAAUAUUUGUAUCAAAUUAAAUUCAUGUAUGGCAAAGCUGGUGGUAUGAAGAAUUAUACACCAUUGGGUUGUUCAAAAAUAAUAAGCAAUGGUCCUGGUGCUGGUGAUUGUAAUGGAUGUCCAUAUAAACACAUGGACAAUGAAAUGUUGAAGAAAAAAUUGACAAGUUAUGGAUUAUCAAGUUCAGUUGUUUCUGAAAUAUCUGAACUGGCUAAAACUGGACAUCCACAAAUAGCAUGUGCCAAGUAUUUCGAAUUGACACAUAGAGUUCCACCUGAACGUCCAAUUAUGCAUCCAAAUGGUUACUUCAAAGACAGUCGUAGUGUCAUCACCAAAGCCACCACCACCGCCACCAACAACAAUGAUACACCAAGUGAAUCAUCACCAGCAAGAAAAAUUUCAACACCAAAAUACACACCUGUUAGAACAUCAGUAUUUUUAUCACGUAAAAAAGAUGUUCAAGUUAAACCAAUGGAAAUUGAAGACUUGUUGAAUGAAGAUGAUGAUGCCUUUGAUAAUUUGUAAUUAAUUAGUUUUUUAAAAGUACUUUCAUGGUUUUUUUUUUUU